This is a messenger RNA of Penicillium brasilianum, 2160 nucleotides long. The record is from the annotation of a GenBank genome assembly. NCBI's taxonomy places the organism in Eukaryota, Fungi, Ascomycota, Eurotiomycetes, Eurotiales, Aspergillaceae.
AUGAGUUCCUCCAUCGCCAUGUCCUCCGUCGCUAUGGCGAGGCCAGGUACAGCCCGACCAGCUCUCUCCCAAUUAGUGGCCACAAAUACCUUCCGAAGCUGCAGAGUAUGGCACUGUACUCGCAACUACCAUAGUAUUCGCGAUAAGAUGGAACGCAUCGCUCGAUCCAUCGAUAAAUACCAACUUCAUCCCCAAGCCAACCCCCGUCGUAAGACGGAAGCCUGCGAUGGCUGGCCUGCCACAGCCCACCGAGACCCCAGUAGCAGCAAAGGCUGGGCCACGCACUGGCCACGCACUCGAUUCUCCGAACCCGCCGGUCGAGAAAAGACGUAUUGGGAUGCCGAGCUGGAGCGGAUGAAUCACCGUAUUGCCCACCUGAAGAGGAGAGUCGACAGAGACCCCUAUGAGGCGCUCUUUGGUCGCAGAGUAGAGUCCUCUCAUUAUAUCGAUCAGUCUGAUUCUGCUACCGCGUGGCCGGGUUUCCUGCGGACCUUCUUGGGUGCUGAGAAGCCCACGACAAACCACCCGUCCAAGUCUCAUCUCCAGGACUUCAAUUUUACUCAGUCUCCCUCGCAGUCAAGUACUUCUGGAAGCCGAGAGGAUCUUGAGUAUGAUCCUAUCAGCGGCCGCAUGGCCCCGAAAGCACCGAACCCAGAGCCCGCAAGUGAGGACGCAAUGCGAAGCUCGAGCUCAAACUCGGGUGUCGACUGUCCUUCGGGAAGUCAAGUCGAGGCCAAAUCCGCUUCCAACGCUCCUAUAGUUGAGAACGGCCAGUUACAGCCAGAUCUGAAUCCUGAAGCUGGUCUGGGCUCCGGCCAUAACGUCGAGUGUGCACCUGGUGGCGAGCUCGAUGAUUUGUUCACUGUCGAGCCUGCUACUCGUAGCGAUCAGGGUCGCCCGUCGCAGGGGUCUGGAUCCCAGCCGUCGGGUAACGCCCCGGUGGAUUGCUCACCGGGUGGUGAAUUAGAGGCCAAGUUUGCCUCUGAUCUCGACCUGGCUUCACAGUCCACGGAAGCAGCACGUGUUGCUUGCUCCACUGACAGCGAAAUUGAAGCAAGGAUCGUUGCCGAGACCACUCGUGCUCAAAUGUCUGAUCCGACUGUCGACUGCGCCCCGGGCAGUGAGCUGGAGGCAAUGUUCGCGGCUAACCCGGCAGCCGUUCAAGCUAAACACUAUCCACCAAUCAUGGCUACGGCGGAUGUUAAGGUCAAGAAAGCCAACAUCACCAGUGACUGUGAACCUGGCAAAGAGCUAAAAGCCAAGAACCUCUCCGAUGCUGCCAGUGCCGAGACUCGCGGCGAGAGCGAGGAUCUGAACACCCUGCACGCUAGUGACAUCCGAGCCCGGUAUAUCCCACUAGAGAGCGAAAGCGAUACCAACGCCGAGUUUUUCGAGCCCAAGGCUAUCAAAUUCGACGCCUCUAAAGACCGUGUCGACGACUUCCUAGAAAGCCAGAACGCCCCCGCUACAUCUCAGCAAUGGUCCCAAUCCGACUACCGCAUCCUAGCCUACGACACCACAACAUCUACAGUAACAACCGCCGAGUCAGACUCAUUCUUCGAUAUCAGUGAAACCGUCCAACCCCACGAGAUAUUCACCCGCCUCCACCACCCAGCCAAAUUUGUGCCAUUCUUCGCACAAAUGCGGGCAGACGGGUAUGAACUCGCGACUGGUGGUGGCGAUAUCCUCGUCUUCAAGCGAUGCAUCAAAACUGCUGAGCACAGCCCUGCACCGGUUGCUAGUCAACAGCAGGAGACUGUUCCAUCGGAUGUUCAGGCCGAUAUUGCACAGUAUAUGCGCGAUGACUCUUAUGACUCAACACCUUAUGUGCGCCACUACCACCCGUCCUCCACCAUCAAGCCCUCGACAUUCGGAGACACAAUGUUCAGUUCCAAUUUCAACUCUGCCCCCAGCUCUAGUUCCGGAUCCAGUUUCGCCCCGGUCUCAACCAUAACUCCCAACUCUUCCACUACAACCAAAUCCAAAUCGAAAUCGACAAUCGGCAAGGUCAUCCGCCGAAUGAUCCUCACCGGCACUAUCACCGCGGGAUCGUGCUAUGCGAUUGGUGUUUUGACCGAGUUUUUCCGGACCGGCGGCCUAGAUGGACGUGGUGCUGAUGGAUUCACGGCUUUUGAAUCGGAGAGAAGGCACAGGGUGUAG